AUGAAACGAUUGCUGGAUCACUUUUUGGGUGGCCACGUCAACGAAAGCAAUCGAAAAAACCAAAAACUUUCGUCGGAUUGCUUCUACAUUUCAGUAUUCUAUCAAAAUAUACAAUACAACAAUGUAAUUGAAAUAGAUGUCACUAAACCAUUUCCAGCCUUCGAUGAAAUUGAAGCUAAAUGUAGAACAAUAUGCGUCAAUAUGGAUGAAUCCAAAAUAACCAUCGAAUAUUUCACUAAACACGAGCCCUAUAUAUUUUCGUUGACUGACGAUCACUCUGUAAAACUAAUGAUUGAAUUCUUUAAAAACAAUCCCGAUGAGAAUAAGAUGUUAUAUGUGGCAUUUAGGGACUUAUCAUCAUAUCAUCUUGAUGAUGAGCUUCAGAAUGCCCUUGGUAAUAUGUAUAGGAAUGGUCGUGGAGUGAAAAAAGACGACGCGAAAGCGAUUGAAUGGUAUCUUUUAUCUGCUGGCAAAGGUAACCCUUAUGCCGAGUGCAAUGUUGGACAUUGGCAUGCUUCUUCCCGAAAUUACCAAUCUGCAUUCGAUUGGUACACAAAAUCUGCCAGAAAAGGAAAUAUUGAAGCUCAAUAUGCUCUGGGUAAUUUUUACCUCAAUGGCAACGGUGUUGACAAAAGCAUUACAACUGCCAAAAGUUGGUUUAUCAAGGCAGCCAAAUAUGGUCAUGUUGAAGCUCAACUGCAAUGUGGUGAUAUUAAUUACAACGAGUUAAAUUAUUCAGAAGCAUUGAAAUGGUAUCACAAGGCUGCAGAACAGGGAAAUUUGAAAGCUCAAAUUCGCAUUGGAGAUUAUUACAAUGGCGUCACAAAAGAUGUUCAACAAGCAUUACAAUGGUAUACCAAAGCAGCAGAUCAAGGAAGUUCAGAAGCAUGUUUCAAAUUGGGAGAAAUUUAUUUUGAACAACAAGACUACUCAAAAGCUGUUGCCAACUAUCAAUCUUCCGCAACCAAAAAUUAUCCAGAGGCACAAAAUGCAUUGGGAUAUAUUUGCAAUCUGAAAAAAGAAUAUCCAAAAGCUGUUGCUUGGUUUAACAAAGCAGCUGAGGCAGGACUUGCUGCAGCAAUACACAAUAUAGCGAAUUGUUACUUCAAUGGAACUGGAGUAGAACAGAAAUAUACAGCUGCUUUUCAACAUUUUAGCAAAGCUGCAGCAAAAAAUUACAGUCCUUCUCAGGUCUGUUUGGGUUACAUGUACAAACUUGGAUAUGGCACGCCUGUCAAUUAUGAACAGGCACGACACUGGUUUGAAAAAGCUGCUGAUCAAAAGAAUGCUGAUGGUUGCUUUUUACUGGGCAACUUGUUUGAAUACGGCUAUGGUGUGGAACAAGAUGAUGCCAAAGCAUUUCAUUGGUUUAAAAUGGCUGCCGAGCUGGGGAAUAUAACUGCUCAAACAAAAGUUGGAGAUUGUUAUGAUCAUGGUCGUGGUGUUGUUCAAGAUUCAAAUGAAGCGAAUGUAUGGUACUUGAAAGCUAAACAAUGGGAGACCAAAACAGCGAGUGAUGACAAUUCUCUCAGUAGCGUUAACAUUGAGGAGCCUGAAGGUAGCAGACUUCUGUCACUACUGAACCCAAAUAAGGCCUUUAAUUGUCGAAAUCAAUAA
Messenger RNA from Naegleria lovaniensis, 1617 nucleotides. RefSeq lists its product as uncharacterized. NCBI's taxonomy places the organism in Eukaryota, Heterolobosea, Eutetramitea, Acrasida, Naegleriidae. Bases 1 to 1617 code for a protein of 538 amino acids. The record is from RefSeq and is a predicted model, not a curated record. The transcript has a single exon. Gene Ontology annotation, molecular function: protein binding.